Molecule: messenger RNA, 498 nt
Organism: Liolophura sinensis
Lineage: Eukaryota; Metazoa; Mollusca; Polyplacophora; Chitonida; Chitonidae
Source: the annotation of a RefSeq genome assembly
AUGACUAUGCUAUCUUUGUUUUCUUUAAUUUUAAGAAUUGGAUUUAUCUUACCCAUAGUGUCGCAGCCUUUGUCAAUGGGAAGUUUAAUUUUGAUUAAUAGGUUUAUAAUUAGGAUCUGUGUUUUUUUCGAGAGGGGGAGUUGGUUUGGAUUUAUUUUAUUUUUAAUUUAUAUUGGAGGACUAUUAGUAAUAUUUGCCUAUGUCACAGCAUUAACUCCUAACUUAGUAUUUAAGAAAGGAAGUUUAAAGUUUGGGUUUUUUUUGAUAUAUUUUUUUUGAGUUAGUUUAUUCUUAUGUAGUAGUGUUGUUGGGAUCCCUGGGGAAGUAGAAAGACUUUCACUUCUAUGGGAAGGAGGAUAUCAUAAGCAAGGGAUAUCCUUAUUCUCUUUUUUUGGGGGAAUGACUGCAAGGGGGUUAGUUCUUAUUCUGUUGUUUAUUUUGCUAUGUGUAGUUAAAGUUUGCUAUAAAAGCAAGGGAGCCUUACGUCCUUAUAAGUAA